Molecule: messenger RNA, 1260 nt
Organism: Microplitis demolitor
Lineage: Eukaryota; Metazoa; Arthropoda; Insecta; Hymenoptera; Braconidae
Product: palmitoyltransferase ZDHHC16A
Exons: 4
Coding region: 89-1207 (372 amino acids)
Biological process (GO): protein palmitoylation
Cellular component (GO): Golgi apparatus
Molecular function (GO): palmitoyltransferase activity
Source: RefSeq, a predicted model, not a curated record
AAAUACAUAUAAAUAUAUGAGUUACAAUGUAUAUAAAUAUAUAAAGGACAAUCAAUAAUUAUAAAUAUAUAAAUAUAAACAAUUUAAAAUGAUAAGAAGAAUAGUAUGGAAUUUAAUGCGUGUACCGGAACGUAUUUCACUUUAUUUCAAAGAAAAAUGGUACAGAUGUAAAAAAACUUUUUUAGUUUUAUUUUAUAAUGAGUUUAUAGAUUGGGGUUAUGCGUGUGAUACUUUAAUGGAACCUAUUUUUUGGUUUGUACAAAAUUUCACAGUGAUAUUGGGCCCGAUCCUGGUAUUUAUAGUAUCAGUAUUAACAGCAAUAAUUGUUUAUAUCGCUUAUUACAUUGGUUUCCCAUACUGGUGGAAUAAAAGCCCAUUAAUGACCGUAGUAUUAAUAACAAUCGGAAACUGGUUACUGGUAAAUGUUUUAUUUCAUUAUUACAUGGGUGUUAAUGUACCAGCUGGUUUUCCACCAACCGGUGGAUUAAUCCCUGAAGCUGUCAGUAUUUGUAAGAAAUGCAUUAGACCAAAACCUCCACGUACUCAUCAUUGUUCCGUCUGUAAUAAAUGUAUUUUAAAAAUGGAUCAUCAUUGUCCAUGGCUGAAUAAUUGCGUCGGGCAUUACAAUCAUCGUCAUUUUUUUCAAUACAUGGCAUUUACAGUACUAGGGGUAGUAUUUUUAAUGCUCUUCGGAGUUGAAAUAGCAUAUCAAGAAUAUUUUCCAUCUCAAGAUCCAGAUCUCCAGGGUCAUCCUGUUAGAAUAAAUAACUCUGUUAUAAUUCCUGUGACAGAAUCAAUGGAUCAUUUGAGCCCAGAAGAAUUAUUGGAAAUUGCACGUAAAAAUGAAGAAAUAGAAGAACAUGCUUUCAGACGUCGAUUAAUUUUAUUCGCGGCAUUGAUUUGCGUCGCGACGUUUGCGGCAUUGGGAGCACUGACGUUUUGGCAUGCAGGAUUAAUAGCAAGAGGCGAAACAAGUAUCGAAGCUCGUAUCAAUUCAACAGAAGCUGCCAAAUAUAAUAAUUUAGGAAAAACUUAUGAAAAUCCUUAUGAUUUUGGACCGAGAAAAAAUUGGGAAAUAUUUUUAGGACUCCGUGGACGGAGUUGGUGGAAUAUUUUAAUGCCGUCUACUCAUAAACCUGACGGUGACGGUCUCGUUUGGGAAACAAUUUAUGAUAAAAAUUUAAUCGAUAAUUAUGAGACCAGAUGACAAAUGGAAUUUUAUAAAAAUGUUUAAAAUUGUCAUAUUUUUCAUGAUAUUAU